ACCACGCUCGCUGGUCCACCUGCAGCCAGCCUCGCGGAUGCCUAUUGAGCGUCCGCGCGAGCGCACCAAACCGGAGAGUAGGAAGCGCGUGCGUGUACGUGUGUGUGUGUGCGUGCGUGUGUGCGUGCGUGUGUGUGUGUGUGUGCGUGCGCGCGCGCUGCUCCUCAUCCACCUGCGCGUCGCGGAACAGCCGUUUAGACCUCGAGGAGCGCUGGAGCUGGCCGGAGCUAGUUGGAACAAAUUCGCUCAUCCACGUACGCGGCCGUUCGUGCGAGCGUGCGCGCGCGCGCGCGCGCGUCCAAGUUCCGCAAGGGGCGCGAGAGCGCGCGCAAAGCCAGCAGGUCACAAUUGGCCAAUUGGACGCAGGUGCAGCGAGCCGCUUGGUGGAGCCGAGUGGGGAUUUUGUUUUCCUUUUCUGCCCCCUCCCCGAUUCGAAGCGCGUUUUGGACGCGGGCAAAAAGGUGAAAGGAAAAUGCAUCCGUGCGCCGCGACGGCGAGCGCCACAGGAGGCUUUUGGUCCUGAUGCGCCAUUCCUAAGUGCUCUUUUUGCCUUCCCUUUUUCCACACUCGAAAGGGAAAAAGUGGAUCGGCUGACUUUACAAGCAUGCGGCGCACUUGGCGGUUUGGGACUACUUUGGAAUACUGGACGCGGAUGCUGGCGUGCCUCGUAUGGAUUCCACACUCGUGCGGGAUGCCUCACGUCAUCCGAAUAGGCGGCAUUUUCGAGCAGACCGACGGCGCCGUGCCCCUGGUGGGCGCCGAGGAGCUGGCCUUCAAAUUCGCCGUCAACAACAUCAACCGGAACCGGACCUUGCUGCCCAACACCACGCUGACCUACGACAUUCAGAGGAUUAACAUCUACGACAGCUUCGAGGCCUCCAGGAAAGCCUGCGACCAGCUGUCCCUGGGCGUGGUGGCCAUCUUCGGGCCGUCGCACAGCUCGUCGUCCAACGCCGUGCAGUCCAUCUGCAACGCGCUGGAGGUGCCGCACGUGCAGGUGCGCUGGAAGCAUCACCCCGCCGACAACAGGGACACCUUCUACGCCAACCUCUACCCGGACUACUCGUCGCUGAGCUACGCCAUCCUGGACCUGGUGCAGUUCCUCAAAUGGAAGACCGCCACCGUGGUCUACGACGACAGCACAGGGCUCAUCCGACUCCAGGAGCUGAUCAUGGCGCCGUCCAGGUACAACAUCCGGCUGAAGAUCCGCCAGCUGCCCGUGGACACGCAGGACGCUCGGCCCCUCCUCAAGGAGAUGAAGAGGAGCCGCGAGUUCCGCAUCAUCUUUGACUGCAGCCAUCACACGGCCGCGCAGAUCCUCAAGCAGGCCCAGACCAUGGGGAUGAUGACCGAGUACUACCACUACAUCUUCACCACUCUGGAUCUGAUGGCCAUUGAUUUGGAGCCCUACCGCUUUUGUGGCGUCAACAUGACCGGCUUCCGCAUCCUCAACGUGGACAACCCGCUGGUCUCCUCCAUUGUGGAAAAGUGGUCCACAGAAAGGCAGAAACCCCCCAAACCUGACUCGGGCCUCCUGGAGGGCAUCAUGACGACGGACGCGGCCCUGACCUACGACGCCGUCCACAUCGUGUCCGUCUCCUACCAGCACGCGCCGCAGAUGACCGUCAACUCGCUGCAGUGCCACCGCCACAAGCCCUGGCGUUUCGGCGCUCGCUUCAUGAGUUUCAUCAAAGAGUCCCAAUGGGACGGACUGACCGGGAGACUCUCGUUCAACAAGACGACUGGAUUGCGUACGGACUUUGACCUGGACGUCGUAAGCCUGAAGGAGGAGGGACUUGAAAAGGUCGGCAAGUGGAGUCCGUCGGCGGGUCUCAACAUCACGGAAGCGCCCAAGCGCAAAGGGGUCAACAUCACGGAUUCGCUGGCCAACCGCUCGCUUGUCAUCACCACCAUCCUUGAGGAGCCGUACGUCAUGCUGAAGAAGUCCGACAAGGCGCUGGUGGGGAACGAGCGCUUCGAAGGCUUCUGCGUGGACUUGCUCAAGGAGCUGGCCGGCGUGCUGGGCUUCGCCUACGAGAUCCGCCUGGUCCCCGACGGCAAGUACGGCUCCCAGGACGACAAGGGCCAGUGGAACGGCAUGAUCCGGGAACUCAUCGAGCACAGGGCCGACCUGGCGGUGGCUCCGCUCACCAUCACCUACAUGCGCGACAAGGCGGUGGACUUCACCAAGCCCUUCAUGAACAUGGGCAUCAGCAUCCUGUACCGCAAGCCCAACGUCACCAACAACGGCUUCUUCUCCUUCCUCAGCCCCAUGACGCCCGACAUUUGGCUCUACAUCCUGCUGGCCUACCUGGGCGUCAGCUGCGUCCUUUUUGUCAUUGCCAGGUUCAGCCCGUACGAAUGGUACGACGCCCACCCCUGCAACCCGGGGUCAGACGUGGUGGAGAACAACUUCACCUUGCUCAACAGCUUCUGGUUUGGAGUGGGCUCCUUGAUGCAACAAGACAGGGGUGGUGUUUUUGGAGAUGAAAAGGCUCGAGCGGCGUCUGGCUUGCGCGCAGGCUCCGAGCUGAUGCCCAAGGCCCUGUCGACCAGGAUCAUCGGCGCCAUCUGGUGGUUUUUCACGCUCAUCAUCAUAUCGUCCUACACGGCCAACCUGGCGGCGAUCCUCACCGUGGAGAGGAUGGACUCGCCGAUGGACUCGGCCGAUGACAUGGCCAAGCAGACCAAGAUCGAGUACGGCGUGGUCCGCGACGGCGCCACCAUGACUUUCUUCAAGAAAUCCAAAGUUUCCACUUUUGAGAAGAUGUGGGCCUUCAUGAGCAGCAAGCCCAGCACGUCGCUGGUCAAGUCCAUCGAGGACGGCGUCCAGCGGGUGCUGAAGUCCGACUACGCCCUCAUUAUGGAGUCCGCCACCAUCGACUACGUCACCAGGCGCAACUGCAACCUGACGCAGGUGGGGGGCCUCAUCGACAGCAAAGGCUACGGGAUCGGCACGCCCCUCGGCUCGCCGUACAGGGACAAGAUCUCCGUGGCCAUCCUCAACAUCAUGGAGGACGGUCGCCUCCACAUGCUGAAGGAGAAGUGGUGGAGCGCCGACGGCUGCUCGGACGACGAGCGGCGAGAGGCGGGCCCCGUGGGAAUCCAGAAACUGGGCGGCGUAUUCGUGGUGCUGGCGUCCGGCCUGGUGCUGUCGGUCUUGGUGGCCGUGGCCGAGUUUGUCUACAAGCUGAGGAAGACGGCGGGACGCGAGCAGGUCUUUGUGCGGCGCCAUGGCGGACGAGAUCAGACUGUCGUUCACCUGCGAGAGGCGGGCCAAACACAAGGCGCAGCCCCCGGCCGCGGCCAAGACGGAUGCGGUGAUCCACGUGCGCGCCUACAACGACCGGCGUCUCCCCGGCAAGGACGACCUGAGCCGCAGCGCUGGGAUGAGCCCCGUCUUCCCCUGAGCCUGCGCUCCCCGCAGGGCCAGGGCCUCCUGAGCGACGCGCCCGACAACCAAGACGACGGCGCGGACGGGAUCCUGCGCUACGCCGUCAACCACAGCGACACGGGGACGCUGACAAAACUCGCGCAGCUCAAAAUGCCGGCCUCGGCCACGCAGGUAUGACGACUCGGAAUCCCACCUCCACAACAUUGAACAUCGCAGACGCCAUCCCCAAGAAAGCAUCUUUUCGUUCCGCUCCCCGGAGAAGUCGCCGGGCCGGCGCGGGCCACGCAAAAACACUGUCGACCAAUCAGCGAAAAAAGACUGGACUCAACACAAACAAACAAAGAAGGCAAUAAUAGCAGACGCACUAUCGCGAACGUUACCUCGGACAGACUGCGUUGCGCGGUCCGAAACGCAGCGAGGUUGCGCCAUUUCACCACCGCGUUGCAUUCCACGUGAGGUAAAGCCGCCUUUGUCGCGGUGUCGUUAUGGGACUACCGCGUAGGAGGCAGGACUUUGGACUGUUCAUCUGUUUCCCCGCCAAAACAAAAGAAAUACAGUAUACGUAUAUUGCCAAAGAUGUGAGCUGUCGACAGAGGACCGGUGCGCAAUCUUGGUCUCGGGAUUCUGCAGCUCAUGACGGCCAGAAAGCCGGCGCCUGAAAAGCUUGCAUUUACGUUGCAGGUCCACGUGACCAAUUUCCAUUUCACGCCCGUAUCGGAUUCUCCGUUUCAAUCCAGCCAUCCUUGAUCCGAUGCGCUUUUUCUUACGAUUGUCGCCUUGGGGCAGUCGGCGGCGCCGACCCUCAACUGGUCGCGGGGAAGGCCGAGAGGCGCGCUCGCUGUCGCGCCUCCGGUCGACCGCCGUAGCGGCCAGAUUCUUCAUUUCAUUUCAUGGAGGUUUUUUGGUGGGUUGGUUUUCAUUUCAAUAGGGAAAGCUAAGUUGAGCUCCAAGUGUUUGGAGGCACCAUCCCUUACUCGACACUUUUCAUCCGAUGGACCGUUUUGUGUUUUUUUUUCAUUUGUACGUUUUGCCAGUCUCGUUUGCGAUGCAAAUGCAGGUUUGUAAACAAUCGAUGGAUGUACUUUGACGACCUCGAGCUGCCAUCGGCAAGGCGAAUCUCAUCUCGGCGUCGACACGCCACGCGCACCGGCAAGGAGGAAAAUGGGAAGAAAAAAUAAAUCGCAAAUUGUGCAAAUUUCAUUUUGGAGCUCAGCUUUGGAUCGGAUGAAAAUCUGUCCGUUCGUGACGGAAAGGGGAAGCCGAGAACAAAGCCCGACUUUGGUCUCAUUUAUCAAACGGCGGACUAUCGCGACUGACGGGCACGAUAGUCAGUUCAUCGGUCACGCAGGAUCGGCAAAUCACGACCAGCUGAGGGGCUGCCCAUUGGUUAUCGCGUAGUUCGGAGGGAAAUCAGGCCAUCAAGCAAUCAAAUGACAAACGUUACGGACGGAGAUCAUCUCCAGGGUGCUCAGGCGGCACCCCGUCCGGCGUUUGCCGCGCGUCAUCUCAUCCGACGUCCAAGCGGACCUCCGCUGGGCCCGUGUGGCUCCAACACGCGGGCGAACCUCGGUGAGGUUCCACAUCGACCUUAGAGUGCAAAUCUGUCUUAAGAGUGUGCGUGUGGGUGAGUAUGUAUAAGUUUAGCGGCGGUCCAGUUAGAGAGCCCUCGUCUCAUUGUUUGUCCGAGUCCUCCUGCAAAGUAGAGCGUGUAGAUAAGGACCCGUGUAUUUUGCUACAAGUCGUAAUCGUGAUCAAGGCAGCGUCGUGGACGCCGCAGUAUUCAUUUCAAUAGAGAGCUCACUUCAAGCCCACUUUGGCCCCAAAUAGGAUUUCACUCGGCUGAUGGCAUCCUUCUUCCUCUUCUUGCACGGUACUUGCUCGGGCCCGACCGGCCCAUGGGCGUUUUUGGGGGGCCGAUAACCGGCCGUCUGAGUCGCCCAAUAAUAUAAAAUCGUGGAUUUGGGGGUCCAUUCAGAGCUUACAUUUGACUUUUGGACAAAACCUUGUCUUGGAGUAUUUGUGACGACCGAAAGAAAAAGGGGCAAGAAUCGACUUCAUUAUUAUUUUAUUUAUUUUAUUUUUUGUUGCGGGGUGGGAACACCGUGAUCUUCUGUGUCGGCCGAAUUUUAAUGAGCGGAUCGGCGAACGUCGUCGUAUUUGAUACUUUUCUACCAGGUCAAAUGUGAGCUAAAGCCUGCGCC
Molecule: messenger RNA, 5595 nt
Organism: Hippocampus zosterae (dwarf seahorse)
Lineage: Eukaryota; Metazoa; Chordata; Actinopteri; Syngnathiformes; Syngnathidae
Gene: grik3
Product: glutamate ionotropic receptor kainate type subunit 3
Exons: 16
Coding region: 605-3571 (988 amino acids)
Biological process (GO): modulation of chemical synaptic transmission; monoatomic ion transport; synaptic transmission, glutamatergic
Cellular component (GO): plasma membrane; kainate selective glutamate receptor complex; presynaptic membrane
Molecular function (GO): transmitter-gated monoatomic ion channel activity involved in regulation of postsynaptic membrane potential; kainate selective glutamate receptor activity
Source: RefSeq, a predicted model, not a curated record